Molecule: messenger RNA, 309 nt
Organism: Prorocentrum cordatum
Lineage: Eukaryota; Dinophyceae; Prorocentrales; Prorocentraceae
Source: the annotation of a GenBank genome assembly
AUGUCUGAGAUUGUGGAGUUCGAGGUUGAGAUGGAAAAGAAAGGCAAGGGUAAAGACAGCGGCAAAGGCAACGGCAAAGGCAGCCACGACGAGCCGUUGAAGGGCGACGGCAAGAACAGCAACUCAAGGAUGCGAGCAGUCCGUGUGACUGGGCGCAACGGUGCCCCGGUAUUUGUCCACUUUGCCUGUUCCAAUUGCAUACGUAAAUGUGACAACGAGGCGUUUGAUAUCGAAUUUGACGAUGGGGAAUGGUCCGCUUACUUGUACUCGUUAAUGUCAUUGUCGUCAGAAUCGCGUUGCGGUUUAUAA